ACUUGGGUGGGGUGCGCGAGCGCUUUUUGCUUGUGUUUAGACGACCCGGUAUCGGGAUUUAUCCUUAUUGUACUUUAUUCUGCUCGUAACUCUCUCUUUUAUCUAACAUCUUUACGUGAAGUUUUUAUUUUAACAAAAAAUUGUGUUCUGUAACAAAGAACGUCCUAAGAUUACAUAUAUUGAUAAUGCCAAAAUGAUAAUAAAAAUGAUUUUAAUCGUUCAGAGAGUCAAUGAAAGUUUGAUUUUGUUUUGUGAAUGAGUGUUGUUAAAUAAACAAAAGCGGUCUCCGACUUUCCUUUAUUAUUACAUAUUUAAUAGUACUACAAAAUUGGCAUUAUGAAUGAAUUUGUGAUAUAUAUUUUAUGUCUUAAUUUUAUUUAUGUUGCCGGCGCGGGCACCGGUGUUAAGGCUGGCACCCAAAGCGGGACUUGCUAUCACAAAGUGGCAGCAUGUGAAGCGAAUACGGGCAAUGCUAAUAGAGCUGUUUGCGGCACGGACGGUCGAACUUAUUCCUCCAAAUGCCACCUCAUGAAAGCCCAGUGUUCUGGUGAAACGGUGACAAUAGCGUACAGAGGGUCGUGUUCGGAGGGUCAGUCAUCCUGCCUAAGCGUGCUGCGUUACGCGUUGAGCGCACAGGGCGGGCGGCGCGCCGCGUUUGUCCCACGAUGUAGAGCUGACGGCACUUACGCGGCGAUACAAUGCGCGGCCGCCGGCGCCUCCACCGGCUGCUGGUGUGUCACUCCCGACGGCAAACCGCUCCCCGACACAGCCAUAAGGAACGGCAGGCCUGACUGCACCAAGACGGGUAAAUCACAGACGAAGCGGAGAUCAUCUGUACGGGGUCAACGAAACAAAAGAAGCUGUACUCGUAUUGAUCGUGCUCAGUUCAACGGGAACCUAAUAAAAAUAUUCAGCGGUGAAUUCGAUCGUGCAAGAUCGUCUGAAGGCGGGGCGGCCAAAGAUUCCCAGACUGUUGCUGACUGGAAGUUUCGGGAACUCGAUAGGGAUAAGAGCGGCACAUUACAAAAAUCAGAAUACAGGGGAUUGAGAAGGCUAAUUAAAAAGGUGGUUAAGCCAAAAAGAUGCGCUAGAGCGUGGACACGUGGCUGCGACGGUGACGGCGAUGGGGCCAUUGCUAGAGAAGAAUGGGCUGCAUGCUUGCUGUCUAACCCCGAGCCACCUGCUCCGGACUUCUCUCUCCGUUUCUUCAUGUCGUUGAAUGCAGACGACGACAGCGGUCCUGAGCCGGAGCCUGACUAUAACGAGGAGGAACCGCCGGCAGAUCCUAGUUCAGCGAUGUUGCCGGGAAUUAUGCGUAACUCAUUCGCCCCUGACGGUUCCGUGGCUAGAGAGGACGAAGCCAACGAUUGUCUCACGGAUCGCCAGGCUGUGUUAGAUGAACAGAAGGCGGGCAGCGCGGUACUAUACGUGCCGGAGUGUAUGGGAGACGGCAGAUACGCCAGAGCUCAGUGCUACCGGUCGACCGGAUACUGCUGGUGUGUGCACCAGGACACCGGCAAGCCUAUACCUGGCUCCUCGGUGAAGGACAAACGACCGGACUGCGACGCAGCGCCGCAACAUGCCAGCCCUAUGCGAGGAUGUCCUGAACCUAUGAAGACUCAUUUCUUAAAGGAUUUGUUGAGUUUUUUCGUGUCCAAAAUGACGACUUCCAUCAAUGGAACAGGGCCUGGUGACAUGGUGAAAUGGGGUGCGUCAAAGGAAGAACAAGCGGCCACGUGGACUUACGUGAUGCUGGACAAGGACAAAAACAAAGCUUUAGAAAGACGAGAGUGGAAAGCGUUCCACCAACUGAUAGCUAACAUGGAACAACUGAGGAGAUGCGGCCGAAAGUUGCCCCGAUAUUGUGAUGUUAACCACGACUCCAAAAUCAGUAUAACAGAGUGGAUGGCGUGCUUAGAGAUGAACCAAGCGUCGCUGGGCCGCUCUACCGAGACCACCAAAGUUCCUUCUAAUCCUAGGAGAAAAGGACCCAAUCCACUAGAAUCUAUUCUCAAAGCCGACGACUGAUACUGUAUAAGUGCAACCGACAAAUAAUAUUGUCGUCGCAAUUCAGGAGGAUACUAGUAAUAUAUUAUGGCCAGUGGCGUGCACACAUAAACACAAUGCAUACCCUGAGGACCUAUAUUGGAGGACGAAUUUUUCUAUUUUGUACAAUUUGUACCUAUAGUGCAUACCCUAGUUAAAAACCUUGUGCACGCCACUGAUUAUGGCCACGGGUGCCAAUUCAGUUCACAAAACUUAGCAACACCUAGCUCUAAAAAUGAGUUACAACCUCGUCACAACUAAUAAUUAUAGAGUUGAAAAAUUGUUGUAUUGUGAGCUGAAUUAACACCAUUUUAUAGGUGACGUCAUUAAGUGACGUACCUCUACCACUAGGUCAGUAUUAAUGUGUAUUUCAGAUAGCAUGAGUACGGUGACAUUAUCGUGAAUCGCGGCAAACUUUCAAUAAUGAAUCGAACUGUCACCGUACCCAUGCUAUCUGAAAACACUUCAGUGGUCAUAACACCCCAGUAAAGUGCAUACGUUUUUGUGAAACAAUAACAGGUAACUGGGACUUUAAAAUAUGAUAAUAAUAAUAAAUUAUUAUUUAUUUAUCUCAUUGUUAAAUGCAGAUGUUCCCAAAGGUAAAAGCAACUGUACUUUGAUUUGUCUUGUUUUGAAUAAAUAAAUGGUUCAAAAAUGGUAAAUUCAAGAAGUGUAUACUUUAUAAUAAUACUAGCCCUCAGGCAUAACUUGGGACAAAAUCAAAUUGACUACCAUAAUACUGCCACUAAUUGGGCUACAACCCUUGGGCUUCAUCUUUUGUAAACUCAUAUGACAGUUGUUGUAUACGUAUAACUAAUGGUCUGCUAAAAACAAUGUAUAAAUAUAUACAGGGUGCUCGGGAGUAUUUCCCGUAACUUCAAGGUUUUGACGAGUCCACUUAUAGGUGCCGAACUGCAUAACUAAUAUAUUUUUAGCUAAAAUAGUAAUUUAAAAAAUUCCGACUAUCCAUGUAACACACGCCUUUAUCUAUUUUUGCAUUUUAAAAUACGUUAAACUUGGUUACGUCAAAAUUAUAAGUAUGCGUAUAAGGGACACAUCUUAAGAUCUGUUUCCAAAAAAAAUAUUAUCUACCCUGAAAAUAUUAAUUUUAGAUCACAUGUUCCAUGAACAUUUUUAAUUAAUUUUCGGAAGAAUCCAACCCCAGAGUUAUGGGUUAUGUUAUGGGAAAUACUCCUCAGCAUCCUGUAUAAUUUAAUAGCGUGAAACCUGAAUAAUGAGUCAUUACGAUAUUUUCAGAAAUAGAGACAAGUUAUCGUUUUAUUUAUGCAACAGACAAAUGCGCAAAUGUAUAUUAAAUUUAGCAUAAAAACUGUAAAAUUUGCCAUGCUUUUCAAGCCAGUCUAUGUGAACAAGCCCUUGAACUAUAUUAGACUAACAGCACUUUCAAUUUAUGUGUUUGGAGUUGCACGUUUGUCGGAGGGCUGAUUUUUCAGUACAGUUAUAUACACAUAAGACGUAAGUGCGAUGCCCCAUUAGUGCGUUGCGACAUCUCUGCAACGACGCUGCGUCGUUUUCCAUAUAUUUCAAAUGGCAUGCCACGUUACUGCGUGGCGUCGCCGCAAGCGACGAUUGUACGUUCGACGGACAGGGCUCAUUUUGUUUUGUAUGCAUUGUUGACCGGGUGCGUGCGUCGUCUUCUUGCACUGCGUUAUGUGACAACGCAAUGCAUGAGUGGCUUACACUGCGUUGUGAUCACGCAACGCACUAAUGAAGCAUCGCCUUUAACCGAAGCGGUCAGAGAAAACUCGCCGUAAAAGUUAUUUUUAUGGCAGAUAUAAAUAUCAGUGAUGUAUAUUAUCGUUAUUUAAACCACCCUUAAAUAUUUUUUUUAACUGAAAAUAAAUAUAAAGCAUAAUUACCCUAACAUAAUAACGUAUUUAAUUUAAAAAUAUAACAUCUUACUAGUUGUUUAUAUAAAAUUGUUGAUAUAAUGCCAUAAUUAUAAUAAAUAUAGUAUAAUGCCAGAAGUAUAAUGAACAUUUAGGCAUAACUUUUUGAUUAUUAUCCCUUAUUUAAAUGUAAUGUUAAGCUAUGAUAUAUAACAAUUUUUAAGUUGAAAAUCUGUAUUAAUUUAAAUAUUUAUAAAACAUUUAGUCAGAUUAAAGUGUAAGAGAUAUGUGAUAUUUUGUUCAUUUCUAUUACUAUUUCUAAAUAAAUAAUUUAGUACUUUA
Molecule: messenger RNA, 4238 nt
Organism: Bicyclus anynana (squinting bush brown)
Lineage: Eukaryota; Metazoa; Arthropoda; Insecta; Lepidoptera; Nymphalidae
Gene: magu
Product: SPARC-related modular calcium-binding protein 1
Exons: 12
Coding region: 337-2028 (563 amino acids)
Molecular function (GO): protein binding; calcium ion binding
Source: RefSeq, a predicted model, not a curated record